Messenger RNA from Spinacia oleracea (spinach), 1239 nucleotides. RefSeq lists its product as uncharacterized. Lineage: Eukaryota; Viridiplantae; Streptophyta; Magnoliopsida; Caryophyllales; Amaranthaceae. The record is from RefSeq and is a predicted model, not a curated record. The transcript has 11 exons. Bases 292 to 999 code for a protein of 235 amino acids.
UAACAUGGCCUACUCCUUUUAACUUCUUGUAAACGUUUGAAACUAAAAUACGAAAUUGAAGAUUCAAAGAAUUUAACAGAGAAUUAGCCAACUAGGCUAGGCUUCUUGAGAAGUUGGUACAUGACGCGGUUUGUAACAGAUUAAUCAAAUUCAAAUUCAAAAAAACUGAAACGUAAUUGGGCUUUCUGGCUUUGACCUUUUCCACCCAAAUUUCCACCAAAUACAAAGAAAAAAUAAAGUAAAAUUCAUAGCUUUCUUGCUAAAAUUUGAAGUUUUAGUUUUAGAGAGAGAAUGAUGAAUCCGAAUUGGGGGCUGAGGGGUUGCUGUAAUCGUGAUCAAAAGACUUUCAUGAUCACCAUUGGCAUCUUCACUGUUGUUAUUCUUGCGUUAUGGAGGACAUUUUUGCUGACACCGUUUAAGCUUAUUACCGUCUUUCUUCAUGAAGUCAGUCAUGCUAUAGCAUGUUUACUUACAUGCGGUUCGGUGGAGGGAAUUGAGGUUCAUGCAAACGAGGGAGGUUUGACAAGAACACGCGGUGGUGCUUAUUGGCUGAUCUUACCUGCAGGAUAUCUUGGCUCUUCAUUCUGGGGAAUGCUUUUGGUACUUGCCUCCACAAAUCUCAUGACAGCAAGAAUCGCUGCUGGCUGUCUCGGAGUAGCUCUGCUUGUCGUGCUAUUCAUUGCAAAAAAUUGGACGCUUCGAGGACUUUGCAUUGGUUUCAUUAUUUUUAUUGGUGUAAUUUGGGUGUUGCAAGAAAAGACGGAAGUACGUAUCCUUCGGUAUGUCAUUCUUUUUAUUGGGGUGAUGAAUAGUCUGUUCUCAGUUUAUGAUAUCUACGAUGAUUUAAUAUCUCGAAGAGUUAACUCAAGUGAUGCUGAGAAAUUUGCUGAGGUUUGCCCUUGCCCAUGCAAUGGGAUGGCUUGGGGGUUCAUUUGGGGAAUGAUAUCCUUUGUAUUUCUAUGCGGAGCCAUGUAUUUGGGGCUUGUCAUCCUGUCAUGAGUAACAAUGCUUCUCUGAGCAUAUUUUCCAAGGACUUAGCACUGAGUGUCUAGUAUCAGCUGACAUGAUGGAUGAACAGAAUUUCUUUAUUCUUUCGCAGUAAUUCUUGCUGUCUACAUACAAAGGGUGGCUUGUACAUUUAGACAGGAUGAAUCCAUUGUUAUAGUAUUACUGACUGAGGAAAACAAUGUAUUAACACAUUUAUUUCUACUAUAUGGUAAUUGAUUAAGAUGUUUCUGA